Messenger RNA from Clupea harengus (Atlantic herring), 1007 nucleotides. It is a transcript of the gene cldn10a, whose product is annotated as claudin 10a. The transcript has 5 exons. NCBI's taxonomy places the organism in Eukaryota, Metazoa, Chordata, Actinopteri, Clupeiformes, Clupeidae. Gene Ontology annotation, molecular function: structural molecule activity. The record is from RefSeq and is a predicted model, not a curated record. Gene Ontology annotation, cellular component: bicellular tight junction; membrane. Bases 1 to 765 code for a protein of 254 amino acids.
AUGAGUCACAUGAUGACAGAAAUGAUUGCCUUUCUUUUGACCAUAUCGGGAUGGAUCCUCACAGCCUCGACCGUGGCUACAGACUACUGGAAGGUUUCCUCUGUGGAUGGGACUGUCAUCACAACAGCAACCUUCUGGUCAAAUCUGUGGAAGACGUGUGUGACUGACUCCACCGGUGUCUCUAACUGCAAAGACUUCCCAUCCAUGCUAGCAUUAGACGGGUACAUCCAAGUGUGCCGUGGUUUAAUGAUAGCUGCUGUUUGUUUGGGUUUCUUUGGGGCCAUUCUGGCCUUGGUGGGUAUGAAAUGUACCAAGAUUGGAGGAUCGGAAACAACAAAGGCCCGGAUUGCCUGUUUGGCAGGCUUCCAUUUCAUCCUAAACGGUCUCUGCUCCUUGACUGCAUGUUCUCUCUACGCACAUAGGAUAACAUCGGAAUUUUUUGAUCCCAUGUUUGUUGCGCAAAAAUUUGAGCUGGGUGCUGCCUUGUUCAUUGGAUGGGGAGGGUCUGUCCUCUGCAUAUUAGGAGGCUUCAUCUUCUGCCUGUCUUUAACAGAGGGCUUCAGUUUGAGGUACGUCUCUGACACUGAUUGCAGGAGUCUGAAGCACGGUCCAACUCUAUUCUCCCCCAGACACACUGAGUGCUCCUAUAACAGACCCGCAUCCUUCUCCAUACGCCAGAGGCCCAACCCCUCCACCACCCUCCAGAAAGACCCCCAGGAGCAGGGGGGCACGUCCAGACAGUUUGGGAGAAAUGCUUAUGUUUGAUGACUGCAUGCAUACACAGCGACAACGCUAGCAGGCAGAGAGCUACACCUGCAAUGUCUGCUUUGGAGAUGUCCUGUUUCACAAAAACAGUAGAGAACUAUUCACUAACAGAGCCUCUCCAUAGCCUGAAGUCAGAGACGCAGGAAGAGAAACGCCACAUCUUACAUUUGAUCAAGGUGCUGCAUAGCAGAAAUGCUGGACACCAGCUCAGCUUUUGUAACAAAGGAUUCAGUCGUAACAAA